UAUCUCCCAGUUUCGUCUCAGUUUACAGCGCUUUUAAAGUGUCUGAGAGCGAGGGAGACUGUCUUCGAUCUUCCCAACUGUAAGCAGUCUGCUUGUCAUUUUACUCAGGCAAACACCAGCGAUUUAUCUAAUCACAGCUCCUUUGGCCGUAAAAAAAUUAUUUUGCCUGACAGCGUCUUGGCGAGACUUGCACUUGUUUCGAUCUUAUGCAAAAAUGUUACAUAGAAGCGUCAGUAAAAAUCAUAGUCAAUGAGCGAGUAAAAUGUUUCUGUAAUAGACAGAUGUUUUACCUAGCAUUUAGACUUACACUGCGAGCAGAUCAGAGUCUCGUGGCCUUCGAUCUUCCGAGAAAAAUCGAAGGAGACUCUGCUGUCGGCAUGAGCAUGGAGAAGUGAACAUAUCAGUGUAGUUAUUAUUCCCCAUAUGGAAGGUGUUUCAUUUAUACAAUUUACAAUUUUCUUCAUAAUUUUAGCUUCAAGGCAAUGUUUAUUUUAUUGCGCGCAAAUAGCACUGAUCAUGCACGUUCUGUGCACAAAAACAACUUAUGGCUUCCUUGUUGUUGCAAUAAGCAAAUUUAUAUCAAAACUUUGCAUAUCUGGAGUUCAGUUGCUCACUUCGCUGAGAAAUAGUAUAGGUUGAAAGGCUGUAGUGAAACUUCAACAUUGCAUUCAAAAAUGUGCGAGAUAAGCAGUUCAUGUUAGAAACGCAUGUUGGCUCGCACGUAAGGGCCCGCAAGCAAGCAACCAAUACAUGUAAAAAGCUGACGUAUUUCCGGGUAUUAUUUCGAACGUGACCGUGACCAAUAGCAAGCGCAAUAGCGUGAAGCGGUUUUUGUAAAGGCACGAUAUUGUUUAGUUAGCACAAGUUUGGCCACGGUUUGGAAAGAUCAGGAUAUCUCAGAAGUCUUAGAAGGGGUUGGAUAUCUAGAGGUGUAGGAAGACCUAACUUCACUCAAAAUUGUCGAGAGCCUUUUAGUCAGUUGCGUGACAACGUAGCCUUACCUGGUUCGCUUCGCGCAACAAAUUUUUCCCUCGCUGCGUAUGCCACUGGUGCUCAACUAACCGAUCGCCAGGCUAUGUCAAUGAAGAAAAUAGAAAGCUCGGUUUAAUAACACGAGUCGUAGGCCGCGGAGUGUUUCCACAGCUGCGUCGAGUCCGCCCAAACUUCCACGCCUUACCAAACAACUGCGUAUGAAAUAAGGGCUUAAAAUAUAAUUGUCUCCAAUCAUAGAGGAAUGACAAAUGGCUUUCUUUAAAUCUGACCAGUCGUACUUCAUAAUAUCACUAUGACUCAUGGACAGAAUUGAGAAGAAAUCAAUGGACGGAUAACAGUUUGGUGGGUGUAUUAUAAAAGCAUUUUUUCCCACCUGUUCCCGCCCCACGCUAACGAGGUUCAAAGAACCAACCGCUUAAAUCUCCAUUCGUCUAGAUCUUGUUUCGACGUAGCAGUGUUUUUUUUUCUCCUGUGGAGAUCACUACGUCAAUUUCGAGCUGAUUACUAGGUGAUUCUUGCUUUAAGUGUCAGAGGUUCGUUAACAAAGUUGAUGCAAGAAUUUGAAGGGGAUUCCCAUGAGCCGAACUUCGCAGACGCUCAACACAAGAUUGAUACAUCGUUACUUAAAGUAGCAGCAGCGGAGCAAAGGAAUAGCCAACCGGAUAACGACAUUGGAAGACAUCCUAAAAAUUCGCCUGCGGGUGAAAUAACAUGGCAAGGCGAGCGACAAAUCGAUGAAGAAGUGUACAACGAAAACACACACCACUGUGCAAACUGUCAUUUGUUGCAAAGUGAAUAUGGCCGUGUUCUGUUUGAGCGGGACCUCGCGCAAAGAAAUUUAAGACUUGCAAGCUACCGGUUCGAGGACGAUCUACAGAGACAGAGGGAUAGGGAAAAUAAUGGAGCUGCGGCUGCUUUUCAAGAAGACAAAAUGGAGCAUUCACAUGACAAACCAGACCAAUCCAGCCCCAGGAUGAGCUGGCGAUACUCAGAAUUACCCAGCGCUAAGGUGCCAUCAAGGCUAAAAGGUGACCUUAAAUCUUCAAUAUCUGCUCUUAAAGAUCAUGGUGCUAGAAACACAAAUACUGAAGGAACUCGGACAUUUCUUAAUGGGUAUGCAAAUUACUUAAGCGAUAGCGAAGACAGUGUACACAGUUCUCUAGAUGGCGGCAAAGACGGAGAUGAUAAUGAUGCUAAUGAUCGUGUUCAUGAUAGUGAUGAGAAUGAUAAUGAUGAUGAUAAUAAUGCUGAUAAGGACGGCGAUAAUCAGGAAAUUGAAUGCAAUGACGAUGACAAAUGUGAUAAUGGGGAUGACAGUCUUGAUGAUGACGACGAUGAUCAUGGUGAUGACAGCGACAGCGACAACGACGGCGACGAUGACAGUGACGAUAACGAUAACGAUGACGAUGAAUAUGACAAGAAUGGCGACAUAGGUCAAGACGCUUCUUAUUCGUGUCCAGAGGGUAAUAUCUCUGUGGUGUCGGACAGAGUUAAUGAAUCUCUAACACAGGAGUCAAGUUUUAGCUUCCAUAUUAGCAGUUCUAACGAAGAAAAAAUCAACAGCAAUGAGAAUAUUUAUUGCAGGCCAGGAAGCAGCAGCAACGACAAAAUUUCUGGUGAAAAAGUGUACGACAAAAACGAAGACAGUAGUAGAAGUAGUGAAGGGGACGAUAACGCUAAGCUUUUAGCGGCAGGAGGUACCACUCCCUACGCACAUAAGAAAAAGUCUCCGAUCGUAUCUAUAGCUAGUAAUGUCACAAGUCAGGGAGCAAGACCAAAGACUUCAUCGCAAACACCAGUGCUUAGCAAUGUGGUCGACCCAGACCUUCACGAUGGGAAGAUACCAUCUCUAGAUGUGACUGGUAUUAGUCAAGGAUUCCUUGCCCGGCAUACCACCGAUCAAAGUCUUCCAUACAGCUCAAACACUGGAGAUAAUGACUUGCCAACCAGCGAAUCUACCUCUUCCACUGACUGGCCCCACACUUCCAUCACUAGUAAUGGUAACUCCUCGACAUCAUGGAGCCUGCCCGGGCCUUCUUUUCCAAAUAGAAGUGAGCCGUUACAAGAUCGUGCUUAUCCCAGGGGGUUGAAUCCACGGUAUGGGGACCCUCGAAAUAUGGGUUACCAGCCAGUAGCGCCGAUGACGGGCUUAGGAACUGGAUGGCAGUUGUCAAAUCAACAAAAGCCACAAUCAGGAAGAACUUCUUCAAACUUUCCUUUAGAAGACCAACGUAUAUCUAAUCGAGCUGAAUCCUGGUUAACAUCCCAUGAUGAAUCUCCCUCACAUCCCAAUGUCUUGGGACAUUUUAUAGGCGCCACUGGUACCCAGGGUGAUGAUUCGUUAAACAGGCAGACUUGGAUGCCAGGCAACUACGAAACCUCUUGGCGCUGGCCAAGAUACGAUUAUAACAGAUAUCAAACCGACCCUUCAACUAUUGGAGACCUUGCUCUCAGGAAUGAGCCAGCAGUGAAUUCACCUGCGGUAAACGCACCUGCCCCUGCAGUCACUCUUCCCAGCGUUACUUUACCGAAUGCAAGCCUCAAUUUCCAAACUGCAGCCAGUGAACCCUUAACAUCGCAAUCCUCUUCAAGUACAAUGCCAGGAAGCCACAACCUCCACCUUUCGCAAGCCACAACCUCCACUGAAGAUAAUUCGCUGGUUGCACUGGAGCGAAAGGUGGCUGAAGCAUGCGCCAUAGUGGAGAGAGUUCUUAAAGAGCGAGAAGAACGAACUAAAAGGCAAAGGGAAGAGGUGCAAAGACAGAGAGAGAUAAGAGAACGGAGACAAAGGGAAGCGAGAGAAAGGAGAGAAAGACAAGAACGGGAAAUGAGGGAAAGAGCAGAAAGAGAAGCAAGAGAAAGAGAAGAUAUGGCCGUGGCAGAACGGGCACCAGUUCAAGAGAGUCCGCUGUGGCAAUGCGAGCAUUAUCAGCGGCGUUGUAGUGUGAGGUUUCCAUGUUGUGGAGUGUUUUACCCGUGCCACCGCUGUCACAAUGGAUCGGGGGCGUGUGACGCUGAUGAUAAGAAGGCAAACCAAGCGACCCAUGUCAAGUGCGCUAGCUGCGGUCACGAAGAAGAGAUAAAUGAAGGAAGUCAGACCUGUAGCAGCUGUGGUGCCAGACUGUCCGAGUACUUCUGUUUUAAAUGCAAACAUUUUACAGGAGUAGACAAAAACCCGUUUCACUGCGACAAGUGUGGAAUAUGCCGAAUCUACAAGGACAGAUCCUUUCACUGUGAUGUUUGCAAUGUUUGCCUGGACAAAAGACUGGAAGGAAAACACAAGUGCAGACCGGAUUCUGGACACGACGAGUGUUGUAUUUGUUUGGAGGAUGCGUUCAGCGGUUGCCAGAUUCUGCCAUGCUCACACAAGGUUCACAGGGAGUGUGCCAUUGCAAUGAUACAAAACGGCGUGAGGAAUUGUCCAAUAUGUCGCCAUCCUUUAUACAGUCAGGGAUCACAGUGACGUGUUGAUCAGAUUCUCGUACUAGUGUGCAGCGAGAUAUAGGACAAAAAUUUGCGUUACCAGCUGCCUGUUGAAGAUUUACAAAAUACAUUUUUACCAGACUUUUCCUAUUUCUUUAAACUAAGAAAACAUAGUAUUUUCUAGUAUUAUUUUUAGACACAUUUUUCUUAAAUUUUUACUGCAAUCUUAAUCUUACAUUGUGAAGAGCUUUAGAAUAUUCUAUAAUUUUAGCGCUAUAUAAAUCUAUUAUUCUUAUAAUUAUUAUUUAAUCUAUCAUUAUUACAGUAAUAUAUAACCAACAGACUUCGGAUACAUCUAUAGUUGCGUUACAGUUCUGAUAAAACCUUUUAUUAACUUAUUUGAAACUUAGUCUUAAUAAAUUGAUGGUGGGCGAAAAUCGAUAAGCGACCGAGCUUUAGGCCAUGUAACCGAAUUUAAGGACGAAUUUUGCUUCCUAGAAACGAAGUUUUGUUAGUUACGUUUUCCAUAAAUCGUUAUAUUCUUUGUAAAUGUAAGUGUAUCGGGUUAUUUUAAAUUUACAGUCGCAAUAUAUUGGUAAACUGAUUGUAUACUUAAGAAUAAACCGAAAAUAGCUGAUCGAUUACCGAGCUUUAGACGCUGUUAGCAGAAAUCAGUUUCCUUUUAAUAACAACGUGAACUUUGGCUAUUAUUUUAAUUUUUAAAGUAUUGAUCAAUAUUUCUGCAAGCUCCCUAGUUACAGGCAGCCUUAGACAGCAGUAACUAAGCAUCGCUUCGAGUUUCCUGAAAUACGAAAGAUAUUAGAAUAAAGAUGACUUUCGUUGUUCCUGA
Orbicella faveolata is the source of this 5266-nucleotide messenger RNA. RefSeq lists its product as uncharacterized. NCBI's taxonomy places the organism in Eukaryota, Metazoa, Cnidaria, Anthozoa, Scleractinia, Merulinidae. Gene Ontology annotation, cellular component: nucleus. The record is from RefSeq and is a predicted model, not a curated record. Gene Ontology annotation, molecular function: ubiquitin protein ligase activity; zinc ion binding. Gene Ontology annotation, biological process: ubiquitin-dependent protein catabolic process; protein ubiquitination.